AUGACAGCAUCAAAUGGAAAUCCUAACCAACCCGAUUCGUUGCAUUUUAUUCAUCCACACGCUGCAAGUCCCUACGUGGCUGCAAUGCUUCGGCUUACACCGCUAUUCCUUGGUUACAUGGCUCACUCAAGAAUAGGUGCACUGGGAUUUGGCGCACGAACAGAGCCUCGAUUUGAGUUAUCUCAGUGUUUUUCCUUGAGUGGCAAUCCUAACGAUCCUCAAGUAGAUGGUAUAAAGGGACUACUGGAAGCAUAUCGUUCGGCUAUGAUGGCAGUGCAACCCUUUGCACCUACAGACUUUUCUGAAGUCAUUUAUCAUGUGUCAAAGUUUGCCAAAGCUGAAUCGAGACGCCGACUUGGCUUGUACUUUGUCCUGUUGAUCCUUACCGAUGGAGGUCUCACAAACCCACGCCGCACUAUUGAAGCCAUCGUAGAUUGUUCUCCUCAUCCGAUGAGCAUAAUUGCCGUUGGAAUUGGGAAGAACUUCCAAUUCGUUCCAUUCGAUGAACUGGACAGUGAUGAUGCAGUGGCACUGAUUCCUCUCCAAAUUGCGCAAUGGCGGAAUUUGGUUUCGGAGAAGCCAUAA
Cooperia oncophora is the source of this 585-nucleotide messenger RNA. The record is from the annotation of a GenBank genome assembly. NCBI's taxonomy places the organism in Eukaryota, Metazoa, Nematoda, Chromadorea, Rhabditida, Trichostrongylidae.